Molecule: messenger RNA, 378 nt
Organism: Hypoxylon trugodes
Lineage: Eukaryota; Fungi; Ascomycota; Sordariomycetes; Xylariales; Hypoxylaceae
Exons: 2
Coding region: 1-378 (125 amino acids)
Source: RefSeq, a predicted model, not a curated record
AUGUCAUAUAUUCGCACACUUGAAGUUGUUUACGACGAUAGAAGGGGUGCGGUUGAUGGGGAAGAUAUCAACAAGGGCUUCGGCGGAGAAUAUGUCUAUCUUCGGCCUCACUACACAUCCAACCGCGAUGAAGCCGCCUGUGGCUUUUCUCUAUAUACAACCUACGUCGAAGACCUGUGCGCAACCAGCAUAUCUAAAGGCGAUGGUCGCGAUCUCCAUCGGUAUAUCAAUGUAUACCACAAACUUGAUAACGAGAAGACGAGGGUCGUUAGAUCCGUGUACCUUCGGGAGAAAAAGAUGGGAGACGCUCAAACAGACGAUCUGAAUAGGGGGCGGAAGGGGCGAUACCUGUAUCUGUGCUGGAAAUAUGCGGACUAG